Messenger RNA from Zalophus californianus (California sea lion), 2431 nucleotides. RefSeq names its product transcription factor EB (gene TFEB). Bases 358 to 1773 code for a protein of 471 amino acids. The record is from RefSeq and is a predicted model, not a curated record. The transcript has 10 exons. Gene Ontology annotation, molecular function: DNA-binding transcription factor activity, RNA polymerase II-specific; RNA polymerase II cis-regulatory region sequence-specific DNA binding; protein dimerization activity. Gene Ontology annotation, biological process: positive regulation of DNA-templated transcription; humoral immune response; regulation of transcription by RNA polymerase II. Lineage: Eukaryota; Metazoa; Chordata; Mammalia; Carnivora; Otariidae. Gene Ontology annotation, cellular component: nucleus.
UCUCUCUGCACUGUGAGUAAUCCUCGGCCACACUUGCAGCUCCCAGGGGAUUGUGCAACUUCCUCUCAGGCUGAGGUGCAGGGGGCUGGGUGAGAAACAGUACUGGGGAGAAUGAGGAAACUGGGUCCAGCACCCGGGGCAGGGGCCUGGCCCUGGGCUCUGGCCCCCCAAGGAGCUGAGCUUUCCCAGGGGCUCCUUGCUGGGGACCGGCCUCUCCCAGAUGGGGAAACUGAGGCUUUGAAAGACUAAGUUCCUGUCCCGGGUCACACAGCUGGUGCCCAAGACCCGGUGCUCUGAAGCGGGCCGCGCCUCACAGACCUGCCCCCCGCCCGCAGGGAGCCGGUGCCAGUGGCCGCCAUGGCGUCGCGCAUCGGGCUGCGCAUGCAGCUCAUGCGGGAGCAGGCGCAGCAGGAGGAGCAGCGGGAACGCAUGCAGCAGCGGGCCGUCGUGCAUUACGUGCAGCAGCAGCUGGGCGGGCCGCCCACGCCGGCCAUCAACACCCCAGUCCACUUCCAGUCUCCACCACCUGUGCCCGGGGAGGUCCUGAAGGUGCAGUCCUACCUGGAGAACCCCACCUCCUACCACCUGCAGCAGUCCCGGGACCAGAAGGUUCGGGAGUACCUGUCCGAGACCUACGGGAACAAGUUUGCCGCCCACAUCAGCCCUGCCCAGGGCUCCCCGAAGCCCCUGCCGGCUGCCUCCCCGGGGGUGCGGGCCGGACAUGUGAUGUCCUCCUCAGCCGGCAACAGUGCUCCCAACAGCCCCAUGGCCAUGCUGCACAUCGGCUCCAACCCCGAGAGGGAGUUUGAUGUCAUUGACAACAUUAUGUGUCUGGAUGACGUCCUGGGCUUCAUCAAUCCUGAAACUCAGAUGCCCAACACGUUGCCCCUGUCCAGCAGCCACCUGAACGUGUACAGUGGUGACCCCCAGGUCACAGCCUCCCUGGUGGGCGUCACCAGCAGCUCGUGCCCCGCUGACCUGACCCAGAAGCGAGAGCUCACAGAUGCGGAGAGCCGGGCCCUGGCCAAGGAGCGGCAGAAGAAAGACAAUCACAACCUAAUUGAAAGGAGGCGGAGGUUCAACAUCAAUGACCGCAUCAAGGAGCUGGGAAUGCUGAUCCCCAAGGCCAAUGACCUGGACGUGCGCUGGAACAAGGGCACCAUCCUCAAGGCCUCUGUCGAUUACAUCCGGAGGAUGCAGAAGGACCUGCAGAAGUCCCGGGAGCUGGAGAACCACUCACGGCGUCUGGAGGUGACCAACAAGCAACUCUUGCUCCGCAUCCAGGAGCUGGAGAUGCAGGCUCGAGUGCAUGGCCUCCCCACCACCUCGCCAUCGGGCGUGAAUAUGGCUGAGCUGGCCCAGCAGGUGGUGAAGCAGGAGAUGCCCAGCGAGGAGGGCCCCGGGGAGGCCCUGCUGUUGGAGGCCGAGGUCCCGGAUCCUGAGCCACUGCCGGUUCUGCCCCCCCAGGCCCCGCUGCCCCUGCCAGCCCAGCCACCUCAGCCACCGUCCCCAUUCCACCACCUGGACUUCAGCCACAGCCUGAGCUUUGGGGGCGGGGGCGAUGAAGGGCCCCCAGGCUACCCUGAACCUCUGGGGCCAGAGCAUGGCUCCCCAUUCCCCAACUUGUCCAAGAAGGAUCUGGACCUCAUGCUCCUGGAUGACUCACUGCUACCACUGGCCUCUGACCCUCUCUUCUCCACCAUGUCCCCUGAGGCCUCCAAGGCCAGUAGCCGCCGGAGCAGCUUCAGCAUGGAGGAGGGCGAUGUGCUGUGACCUGGGCUGCUGCCAUGCUGGGGAACAGGGGUGGACCUGGGGGCUGGGAGGGCCGGGGCCACCUCCCUCCCACCCCUCGGGCUGCACUUGUGUGUGACAUAGCCAACUGCCCUGCCUCAUCACUCCUUCCUGUUGGCCCCCUGUUUGGACUUAGUGCCUGCUUGGCAGCGUGUGGGGGCAGGAGAAGCCCCCUGCCCGGCUCAGUACUCCCCAGGGAUCGCCCUCUUGAUAGGGCUGGGUAAGAAUAGGCCUUCAGCUCAGCUCCUGGAGGUGAAAUCAUGAGGGGAAGGGAGGGGACAGGUGUGCUAGAGGUAAGAAGAGGUGUCCUGGGAGGGUUCUGUCUUCUGAGUCUGAUCCCCACCCCUGCUGGUGAAGGAGGACAUGCGAGAGCAGGGGGUUCAGGAGAUUCCUUCUCUGAGGCAAUGACUGGUCCAGGGGAUGCCCAGGCCUGCCUUUUUGGGACUCAGAUGGCCACAAGUCUGUCCUCCAGCCUGGCACCCCCACCCCCCUUUGGUGCUAACAGCUCUCUACCAGAUGGUGUGAGGGCGGGGGCGGAAGAGGGGGCGCUGGGUUCCUGCUAGAGCACGGGGUCACUGCUGGAAGAGCAGCUCCCUCCAGGCUCCCCACUUUGUGCCUUUAGUAAACACUGUGCUUUGUA